Messenger RNA from Labrus mixtus (cuckoo wrasse), 558 nucleotides. RefSeq names its product replication protein A3 (gene rpa3). Bases 57 to 425 code for a protein of 122 amino acids. Gene Ontology annotation, molecular function: single-stranded DNA binding; damaged DNA binding. The transcript has 4 exons. Gene Ontology annotation, biological process: mismatch repair; double-strand break repair via homologous recombination; DNA replication. Lineage: Eukaryota; Metazoa; Chordata; Actinopteri; Labriformes; Labridae. The record is from RefSeq and is a predicted model, not a curated record. Gene Ontology annotation, cellular component: site of double-strand break; DNA replication factor A complex; nucleus.
GCGCGCUAUCGCUUUGUACCCGGGUCCAGAAACGCGAAAAACAUCAAACCGUGAAGAUGGCAGGAAUACUGGACGUCCCGAAAACGAGGAUUAACUGCUCCAUGCUGUCACAGAACAUCAGCAAGCCGGUCUGCUUCGUUGGACGCGUGGAGAAGGUGCAUCCGACAGGAAAGACGUUCACCAUGUCUGAUGGAGACGGACAGAUCGCAACAGUUGAACUAAACGAACCCCUGGAUGAGGAGAUGAGCGGCGUUGUGGAGGUGAUCGGUAUGGUGUCAAACAAAGGCGUGAUAAUGGCCUCCACGUACAACAUGCUGCGGGAGGACAAAGGCAUCACAUUCGAUUUAGAGCUGUAUAAUGAAGCUCUGAAGCUCAUCCAUGAUUUCCCCCAGCACUACCCGUUCCAAGUGGCUGCAAGUGGAUGAAUCUCACCCUGUCCGCUGUGUUAUCUCUUCAGUCUGUUUUUGUUUUGUUGUGAGUAAAGUAAGAUGUGUACAGAAGAUAAUUUGUUAUAUCAAGUCAGUUUUGUCAAUAAAAUGUCAACGAGUUUGAACUCAA